ACAGCGCACAGUUUUGUUGCGGUCUGUUACUUUGAGAAGUGCAAGGUGAGUACAUGCCUUCGACUUUAUGUACUUGUAUUGUCGGGAAUAUCCCACAGCCAAAUUUAAAACUUAAAAAAAACAUAUUUUACGAUUUAAUCGAUAAAUAAAUGAGUAUUACCCGCUGUUCCGCUCGCGUGGCCAUGCACGAUUAUUGAAGUCGGUCUUUUAUCACAACAGGUGUGUGUAUAACGCACACAAUUUUAGGCUGCUGAAGUAAUGGCUUUCCAAAGUAUUAAAGACUUUUCCCUCGAGCUGGACGGUCCGGGGGAUGCUGUGUACCGCAGUGGAGAGAUGGUGACAGGUGUGGUGGUCCUGGAGCUGAACCGGGAGAUUAAAGUCCGAGCUUUGGGUGUUCAGGGACGAGGGGUCGCCACAGCCCACUGGCUGGAAAACCGCAGUGUUGGAGUGAACACCGUCUACAACGACUAUACCUCCAGGAUCACUUAUUUCAGAAAGAGACAACAUCUUAUUAGAGUGACCAAGUAAUGAGGCUGAAGAUAGAAAAUGGGCCAUCAAAGUCAAUGCUUUGUCAGGCAUGAAAACGUCAACUCACAGAAGUGGAAAGUAUUCAAGGAAAUGUGAUCUGACAAUAUUCUUCAUGUCAUCUGUGUCUGCUGUUCUCAUCUUUCUGCAUUUUAAAUAUAUACCAAUAUCAGCCGUGUUGAUUAUUCAAUUAAUAUUUGAUAAAGAAUUCAUCUUUUGUCACCCUUUACCAAACAAAUAAACAGAAAAUAUAAAAGUAUAUAUAUUUGUGAGUGUAAGACAAAUACUGCGUUACUUCGUUUGGUACAGGACACACCACAGUAUCAGUUUAAAGUGUUGUUUAUUGUUAUCUAAAACUACAGCUUGUGUUUUGGCAGCACAGAGAUGAUAAUAUUCAUGUUGUAAUGUGAACGUCACACCACUAGAGGGAGAACAAAACCGCAUCUGUAACAGAAAGACUAAAUAAACACUCAAACUGUCCUCCGUGAGGUGGCGAUAGUAUCCCUGAUGUAACAAAGAAACAACUUAUGUUGUUUCCUGUACUUUUAUAGCGCUGUAUUUUAAGAAGAGCUUUUGGAGUUUUGCUCAAACGCUUGUUCGCAAAGGAUCAGUUUGAAAUUGCGUUUUAUU
Messenger RNA from Triplophysa dalaica, 1155 nucleotides. It is a transcript of the gene arrdc2, whose product is annotated as arrestin domain containing 2. The coding region runs from base 259 to 528 and encodes 89 amino acids. The transcript is spliced from 2 exons. The record is from RefSeq and is a predicted model, not a curated record. NCBI's taxonomy places the organism in Eukaryota, Metazoa, Chordata, Actinopteri, Cypriniformes, Nemacheilidae.